Pezoporus occidentalis (night parrot) is the source of this 7274-nucleotide messenger RNA. RefSeq names its product G protein-coupled receptor 107 (gene GPR107). NCBI's taxonomy places the organism in Eukaryota, Metazoa, Chordata, Aves, Psittaciformes, Psittacidae. The record is from RefSeq and is a predicted model, not a curated record. The transcript has 18 exons. Bases 57 to 1736 code for a protein of 559 amino acids. Gene Ontology annotation, molecular function: clathrin heavy chain binding. Gene Ontology annotation, biological process: clathrin-dependent endocytosis. Gene Ontology annotation, cellular component: clathrin-coated vesicle; Golgi apparatus; membrane.
GGCGCUCCGUGACCCCGGAAGUGGCGCGGGAAGAGGAUGCUGAUGCUGGACUAAACAUGGCGGCCCGCGGCGCUGGGGCCGCGCUGUGUCGGGCGGUGGCCGUGCUGGGGCUGCUGCUGCUCUGGGCGGGCUCAGCCGGUGCCCGCGUCCAUCACCUCACCCUCAAAGAUGAUGUGAGGCAGAAAGUGCACCUAAAUACCUUUGGUUUCUUCAAGAAUGGCUUCAUGAAAGUCAAUGUCAGUAACCUUUCAUUGAAGCCACCUGUGAGCUCUGAUGACAAGGACCGCUUAUCAGUGGGGUUCAGUUUGGAUCGAACCAGGAACGAUGGGUUCUCCACUUACCUGGAUGAAGAAGUGGAUUAUUGUAUCUUGAACAAGAAACCAGAUCAAGAUGUCUCUGUUGUACUCUUACUUCUGGACUUCAAAACUGAAGUUGUGAAAGUACAGUUCUCUGCGGAAGCUGCUUCUUUGCUACCUAAAAUUUCAUUCAUAUCUGAGGGAAAUGCUACUGCAUUAAGCACCAAGCUGCUAAAAACUUCUGAACAGAGCAGUGAUUCUGAUAAAAGUCCGUCAAAGACCAGCCCAGAUACAGACAGCAAAGAUAACAAGCCCAAUCGAAGUACAUCAUCCUCCCAGAGCAUAAUAGAGCAAGAACAUCCUGUUCACAAUGACAGAGGAACUUUCUCGUUUCAGUUCUUUUUUAACAUCAGCUCUGAUAACCAAGAAGGUCUCUACAGCCUGUAUUUCCAUAAGUGUGUUGGCAAGGAAGGGCCAGCCAAUGAUCAGAAGCUAUUUAGUCUUGAUAUAGAAAUUACGGAAAAGAAUCCUGAAAGCUACCUCUCAGCAGGUGAGAUCCCACUGCCAAAGCUUUACAUUUCCAUGGCUAUCUUCUUUUUCCUGUCUGGGACUGUAUGGAUUCACAUACUUCGUAAGCGCAGAAAUGAUGUGUUUAAGAUUCACUGGCUGAUGGCAGCCCUCCCUUUCACAAAAUCUCUGUCCUUAGUCUUUCAUGCAAUCGACUACCACUACAUUUCUUCUCAGGGAUUCCCUAUUGAAGGCUGGGCUGUUGUUUAUUACAUCACUCACCUACUGAAGGGUGCUCUUCUGUUCAUCACUAUUGCUCUGAUAGGCACAGGCUGGGCUUUCAUUAAACACAUCCUGUCAGAUAAAGACAAAAAAAUCUUCAUGAUUGUCAUCCCACUUCAGGUGCUAGCAAAUGUGGCAUACAUUAUCAUAGAGUCAACGGAAGAGGGGACAACUGAAUAUGGGCUGUGGAAAGAAAUUCUCUUCCUGGUAGACUUGCUAUGUUGUGGAGCCAUCUUGUUUCCAGUGGUAUGGUCAAUAAGACAUUUACAGGAGGCUUCAGCAACAGAUGGAAAAGCUGCCAUUAACCUAGCAAAGCUGAAGCUUUUCCGACAUUACUAUGUUAUGAUUGUGUGUUACAUUUACUUCACACGGAUCAUUGCAAUUCUCAUAAAGAUUGCUGUUCCAUUCCAGUGGAAAUGGCUGUACCAGCUGCUGGAUGAAAUGGCCACCCUUGUGUUCUUUGUCCUCACUGGGUACAAGUUCCGUCCAGCAUCAGACAACCCUUAUCUACAGCUGUCUCAAGACGAUGAGGAUGACUUGGAGAUGGAAGCUGUGGUGACGACUUCUGGAGUAAUGGAGGGCAUGAAGAAGGUCAAGAAAGUGGUGAAUGGUUCAGCAGAGCCACAGGGAGAAUGGGAAAGCACAGCAUGAACGGACUGGACUGAGGCAGCACUUUCAGAGAAACUGUUUUAAUUUAUUAAUAUUCCUCUCAGUGGAAAGGGAGCAACUGGCACCUCCCAACACUGAAACUGCAGAGCGGGGUGUGCCUAGGGGGGAGCAAAGCAGUGCAGAAAUACAACUGUUCCUCUCAUCAUAAGAAAAUGGGAUCUCUUGGUACCUGCAAAGGAGUGUGAAGCUUUCCUAGGGAUUUUGGGGUAGCUUGUUCUUUUUCCCCCUCUCUGGAUUGGUUGGGCAUUCCAAAUUGUUUGCAGUCACGUUCUUCAGAAUGCGUAAUACCGAUGUGAAGAGAGACCUUUAGUGUGUAUGUAAAAGUAUAUAUUUUAUAUAAUGCGCAUAUAUAUCUACACAGUUGCUAUGUAACAUGUAUGCUGGGAAUUGCAAAGCCUGUCAGAAGGUGGGAAAAGAAAAGAGAUGUAAGUAUUUUAUUUUUCUUUUUAUAAACUCUCCCUUUGGCUUGGACAAAGCAUUGCAAAACGAAUAAUAGAAACAACUGCAGUUAUAUGAGAGACUAAAUAGGGUAUUGGAUCAGAUGACUUCUGCCACUGCUCAUUAUCAGUGGGAAAGUUAAGUAUUUUCUUGUCUUAUCCAUGCAGGUACCCACUUGAAUGUGUCAGGUUUUCAAAUGUAUUGCUACAUAGGAAACAAGUGACUGUUCUCCAUUAAAAAUGCUAGCCCAUAGUGCGAUAAGCAUUAACAUAAAUUCUCCACUGUUCAUGGAGUUGCUCUUGAUUCACACCCGCCUGACAAGAAGUACACAAGAGGUGUAAGACUGAUGCUUGCUUUUUAGGGGUCUGCUGUGCCAUCUUAAACAUGUAAUUUCCAGCUGUGACCCAGAGCCCUUUGAUCUGCUUUCUAAAAUAUUUUCAAGGUAUUCCAAAAGACACUCCUUUCUGGUACAGCAGGACCAGUACCAGAAAUAUCUCCAGUGGAAAUCUGUCCAGCAAAUCUACUGCAGCCUAGAUCUGCAGUUCACCAUUAUCCUGAGUUACUUGGCCUCCCUGGAUGGCUGCUUGUACCUCUCUGGCUGUGCAGGAUUGAUGCUGCUGCUGUUUGAGAUGAGCUGAAUUAGUCAAAAUGGUACUGCCACCAAAGCCAGGCAACUGCAGCUCUCAGUCCUAAAUGUUUUUUGUCAGGAAAAGAGUAGAUCAGGACAUAACCUCAGUGCAGGGGAAUACAGAAGUCUUGACUAUUCACUGCAAACUUGCAGUGGAGUUUUUACAGACAUACAACAAAAGCCAUGUGUGUUUUAUCUGUAGUACUCUGGUAUUGUUAGUAAGGCAAGCUGGUGCCCAUAGCUGGAGUAUUAAGGCAUAGUAAAUGAUUGUGAAAUCUGGGGGAGGAUGGAAGUGGUUCACUGAUGUGAUGAGGAUAAGAUAUUUAAGAAAAAUAAAUCAAGUAUAAAUCACUGACCCACUGAAGCCUUAAUAUUCACGUAGAGACUUUGACAUACGGUGCUGUCAAGCAAAGUGCUUCUAUCAGUGUGGCAGGGAGAGGUAUUAUCACAGAGCUUUGGAUGUGCCAGCAUCUUUUACAAGCUCCUUUAGGAAUUGCUUUUUUGGCUGAAGGGACUACAUCUCUGGGGCACAACUGAUCAGUGUAUUAGUCAUUACGUUUGUUAUUCUUUAAUUUAGAAGGAGGAUUUUCUUUGGAACUGUAAACCACUUCAUCCCCAGUCUUGAACAGGGAUUGUAGCGCCGUUAAAUGAGCAAUCUGUACUGAGACUUGUUUGAAGAGCAGCUUUGUUUUCUCUGGUUAACACUUCUUUUCCCAGCCGUUGAUUCUAUGCACCAUGGAAAUGGUAGAAAUGAAUCUGCCUGCUUUGAUACCUGGAACUGGUUUCUCUUCAGGUAAAGCGUAAGAAUAGCCCUCUUCUGGGUUACAGAGUCCUCUUCUAGGUUGUUUUUUACUCCUCAGCUGUAACUGCAUAGGAAUCACAGCAGUGAUAAAGUUUGACUGUUGCUGCCAUUGUCUUGCAAUGAUGCAGUUUUAGUAUCGGAAUCAGAGAGCCUACACCACUAGAAAGACUGUUAGGUGACCUAUGAGCAUUUUGGACCUUCUGUGUGAAGAAAACUGCAUAUGAAGUAGCUGAGGUGUGAGAAAAUGGACUACAAAGAAAAAAAGGCAGUCCCUUAUUUAAGGCAUCAUAUGCCUUAAAUACCGUACCUGGAAAACUCAUGCUCUCACUCUGCACAGUUCUUCUAUCCCAGUGGAGAUGUCACUGUCUUCAUCGAAAAGGCUACUCAAACAGGCUGUAACCUUUGUUCAGUGUUGUCCACUUGAGACCUGAAGUCUGUUGGCACUGAAGUAUGUAAAGGAUAAGGAUUUGCUGUCAGGAAUAGAAGUGCAAUAACAGUGUUAAUCUGGACAUGAUGCUCCCUUAGAACCUGUUAAUACGUUUUGCAAAUGAGGUGUGAAAUUCAGAUGCCUGUGUGGCAUUUCACCCCAAACCAUGAGGGCUGCACCAGGAUCCCAGCACAUGCUGAGCUGGUUCCAGACAGCUGCCUGCUCCAUACCUCAGCAUCAGUGGAGCUGCUGAUUUGGCAAAUGCUUUUACCUUACUCUCAGGUUUCUGGUUUUUAUAUGCACUUUUUUUCUCAAGUUGCAUAUGGUGUAGGUUUAUCUGCCAAGUCCCUGGCUCACUAGUCAAAGACAAAAAAUGGGUGGUUGCUUUUUGUCUUGGCAUAAAAAGCUAUGACCAUACUGUGAAAGUGCUUUUUAGAAGAGCUUUUCUUAAGUUCAGACCUGAGCUUCAGCAAUCAGCUGUACAGCCAAUCUCAGCUGGCACUUAACGCCGGAUGCUAACCAGUAACUAGCGAGACCUAAGCAUUACUGUAGAAAAACACAAGAGUGAUAGAAGGUCCUUACUGCAGCCGUUUCCAAAGUGAAUUUCUGUUUUCUUUAAUGGGAUUCCUUGGAGCAGGUCGAAAAACUUGUCUUGCAGGGUUGUGUGAUGGAUUGGACAAUGGAGGGUGGAGAGGAUGUUGUGUUUCUCUUGCAGCACAGUGUGGGUUUUGCACUGCAAAGCAUCAAAGGAGGGUUACUCCCUCAUCCUCAAGGUGAACCCCCAUGUGCAGAACUAGCCAGUGCAUGGUUCUAUUAGUGGUGUGUAAUACAGCAGCUUAGAGCUCACAAGGCAGGAUAAUCACAGUGCUUGCUUUUCAAAUGCUGAUGGCAGCCUAUCUGGUAGGAAGAUCUGUCUUUCACGGGCAGGGGAAAUGGAAGAGCUGCUUGUGGCUUACAAAUUGGUUUGGGAUGGAUCCUUACUUUCCUGUUCCUGCCUUUUACUGAAGUGAGCAACUAAAUCCAUCACCUGCAGGUACACAGUGGUAGAUUGACAGGAGUCCUGGAAAAGCUGGUGCGAUGCAAUUCAGAAUAAAUGGAUUUAAAUGCAUUCACAUAUGUUGCUGCAGUGGAGUCCUGUGCACCCUCUGCAGAUGAAAAUGAGAGUGCUUCAAUCUUCAGUUGUAAUGCAGAUUAUGCCCCAGUAAAUUCCUCUUGAUGAUGACAUGCAAAUACCACUGAUGCACUCCUCCCUCCCACUGUAACUGUUCAGAAGCUGUCUUCCAGAGGAAACCUCCUUGCAGUGCAACUGCCAGACUCUUGCAUUCUUCAGGCUUGAAAAUGUUUUCCUUGAUGGUUCAUCAAGAGAUGUGCUAACAGAAAGCAAGACAUAAUGGGGUCAUCUGGAACAUAGCUGCUGCUCGCUCAAAACAGAGCGGUUUGAGCUGAAGAAGCCACACGCUGUCCUAUUAAGAUGCUGUUUCAUGUUGUCAUCUAACUCAGUGUGUCAUGAUCUGUGCCAUGCAUUGUUCAGUGCUCCUCUGCAGCUGAGUGCCCUGUUCCUGGGUUUCCAUGCUGGCAUACCCUGGGAGCAUGUUGUAACAAUUUGCUGCAUUGCAGUAUUUUGUCUUGGAGCUAGCAAUGUGGAAGGUGUAUUGUGCUAAGCUAAGUGGACUCUGUAGCAUCGGUGUGCAUCCACCGUGUAUCCUUCAGCACUGCAACAUUCCUUCUGGCCACGAAAGUGCAUAUCCUAAUCACUUCAGUGUGCACAUUUGAAAGUCCAGUUGAAGAUCAUGUUGUCUUUUUUGUUUGUUUUCUUCCUUGCAGUGUGCUCCUCUUACAGAAGAGAAAUGCAGCCACUGAUAAUCCACUUGACAAGAAAAGGGGUUUUAUUGUUGUCUAUUUGAAAAUUGCUUGGUUGCAUUUGAAGCAAAUAUUGGGUAUUUGUAUGUUUUGCUCUGAGAACUGAAGUUGCUUAGCUAUUAAAAUAAUCGAGUAGUAGCAAGAUAUUGAAGGGAAGGAAGCCUUCUCCUUCAGCCUACCUUGUUUGUCUCCUUCCAUCUGACCUGUCAUGGUAGCAGACUUCUGUUCCUUUAAAGCAGAUGUGUUUUAUUGAUUCUGUGUUAUCACCUCCAAUCAUCAAACGUUUUCCCAUUUUCUCACCUUGGUAAAAGGAGCAUGGAGCUGUGGUCUGCAGUAGAUGGGAGGCACAGUGAUAUUUGAAAUAUAACAGCACUUACACUAAAACCUAUGAUUUUGUAACUUCAGCGCCAUGAAUGCUUCCUGAAUGCUGAGGUGGUGCUGCCCAGAGGCACUUGACCAAAUGUUUCUUUGUGAUCCCUGGGGUUCAUUUGCUCAAAAACAUUGUUCUCAAUUGGAUGAAUCUGGCUUUUCUUGUAGCUGUUGGAUCUGAUGCUGGUUUGGGCUUAUGAAUCGCUUUUACUUAGCAGUGUUGGGAAGCCGUGUAUUUUCCUUCCUUGUAGUUUCUUGCUUGGAUAUAGCAAUGAUCCUGUAAGAACCGCCCAUGAUAAUGUACUUGCAAGUGGUUGGAACAGAACCUAAGAAAAAUACUAAGAUAUUUAUGUGUAAAGUGAUGGUACUGGAAGAAAGUGGCUGAGGAAAGAGUCACUCCUUGUAGAUUGACUGGCUCAAGAAGCCAUUUAUGUUUUGACUGCAGCAAUCCUGUAGAAAGGACAACUCUUAAUAAACAUUUCCCUGUGGGAUUUCACUUGGUUUUCUGCUCUCUGUGUAAUAAAGUAGAGCCUGACCUCCACAUUAUCAGAAGCACUUUGUCUUGCAGCUAGGAUACUGGAGUGUUGGGCUGGUACCUGGUCUGUCAAAACAGAGUAUGGGUCUAAAUAGCUUCCUUUUCCCUUUAGUAACUAUUAAUAAUUAAUUCUAGAUCCUUUUGUGUCAUUAAGCAGCUUUAGGGCACCCUGUACAAUGUAGCUUUGAGUUCACUUAGUAAAUGGCCUCCAGAAGAACUUCAGAAGACUUCCCUGUGUACAGCAAGGUCCAGUUCCAGGGUUCUUGGUGACCUGUAAAUAUCCUGUUCCUCAGUUCAUGAUCAGAUGUACAAAUGGAUUUUUUUCAGUAUUUUUUUAAGCUUUAUUAAACAAGAAACACAAUUUGAAGAGAAGUCCAGCUAGAUGCAUAUCAGGACGCUCUGUGUAACUUGGUUUCCCUGCUGUGAUGCAAACGUGUAAAAUAAAGGUUGACCAGAAAGAA